Molecule: messenger RNA, 3472 nt
Organism: Toxorhynchites rutilus septentrionalis
Lineage: Eukaryota; Metazoa; Arthropoda; Insecta; Diptera; Culicidae
Exons: 2
Coding region: 698-2971 (757 amino acids)
Source: RefSeq, a predicted model, not a curated record
GGGAAUUUUACCACAAUCAGGGAAAAAUGAAAUUCGUUGGAUAUAAAAUAUAAAAGUUUUUAGCCUUCCAGGUUUUAUGUGUACAUUUACUUCAGUGUAUGUUGUUUGUUUUUGUCUGUGAAAAUGGCGCGAAAGUAGAAGUCUUUUACUUUCGUGCAGUUUUUGCCAACUCCGUGUUAAGCCGUUAUUUAUCAGAUACCAUCAUCUCGAGCACCAGUUUGACAAUUGUUGAAUGCAACUGACAGCUGAUAUAUUUGCGCUUUCCGAGCACAGCCAGUAAGAUAGGCGAUGUCACGGGGCUGUUUUUUCGACCAUUUGAAAGAUGUGUUUGCGUAAGAAGAAAUAGAACUGCAAGAAUUUAAGUUUGAAUUUCGUUCAACGGAAGCGACUGUUGGUGCUCGUAGGCAGAAACAGAACUGCAAAAAUUUAAGUUUGAAUUUCAUUUAAUGGAAGUGAUUGUUGAUGCUCGCUUUGUGUUAAAGUUGAGGUGGGUGAGCCAAUUUUAUAAUCGGUGAAUACAGUAAAAUAAUUUAUUCAUUAUUUUAGCAGAGAGGUACGAUAAAAUCAUAAGGUUGUCUGGCAUUCUUCCCCGACUAUCAACUGAAGCGAAGGUGUAGUGUACUGACAAUUUACAGUGACCUUUUUUACUGAUAAUUAUUAUCUUUAUCAUAGGAAAUCCAGUAGAACUUAGUUCGAAAUGGCAAGCAAAACCACGUUCCAAGGCGUUUGGUUGCAUGACCCGGAGUUUUCAUCAUGGUUGAAACGAAUUGACACUAAGCUAGGAUGCGCAUACUGUUCUGUAUGUUCCUGUGAAAUAGUUCUCAGCAACAUGGGCAAACAGGCUCUCAAAAGUCAUAUGAAAUCAAAGAAGCAUAGUCAACGAACCACAGCCGGAAAUAUUUUCAAAUAUCUAAUGAGUGAUUCACACCAAACGUUCGAACCAGGCACUUCCAAGAAUAUCGGAUUCAGUUGUGCUAGAAAUGAUCAUCCACCUGUGGAAUCAGUACCUACUGUUGCGAUUCCUUCAGUUUCCUCUGCGAGCAUUCUACCUCCUUCGAAAACUAUCGAUAAAUUCAUGCUGAAAAACGAUACCAUCAAAGCUGAGAUCCUGUGGUGUUUGGAAACAGUUAUGUGUCACAAAUCACUCCGCACAGCUGAAAAGGACAUGGUAGUAUUGAGAACAAUGUUUCAUGAUAGCCAGAUUGCUGAGAAGGUUCAACUAGGCCGUGAUAAAAUGAGCUACAUGAUGCUGUUUGGCAUUGCCCCCUAUUAUAAAUCUGAGCUCGAUAAAACUCUGCAUAAUACAAACUGCAUUGUCGUUGGUUUUGACGAGUCCUUAAAUAAGACUACAAAAAAGCAGCAAAUGGAUCUAAAUGUCAGAUUUUGGGAUGAAGAAAAGAAGGAGGUGGUAACUCGUUACAUGACCUCAAUGUUCUUGGGACGAUCUCGAGCAACAGAUUUACAUGCAGCUUUUAAAGAAGGCCUGGGAAAUAUCCCUUUAAACAAGCUUCUUCAGGUGUCGAUGGAUGGUCCCAACGUGAAUUGGUCAUUUUUACGCGAGCUGAAAAUGGACUUUGAACAUGGAGAAGAAAGGCUCUUGGAUUUAGGUAGCUGCGGAUUGCAUAUUUUGCACGGUGCAUUCAAGGAAGGUGUUCGCUGCUCUGGAUGGAAUGUUACGAAGUACCUGCGAGGCAUCUAUCACAUCUUCAAAGAUGUUCCAGCACGACGCGCUUUAUUCACAUCGUAUUCGGGAAGUGCUGUGUAUCCACUGAAGUUUUGCGCUCACAGAUGGUUGGAAAACAUUAACGUAGCACAAAGAGCUGUGGAGAUUACUCCUCAUAUAAGGAAGUUCGUUGAGGGUGUUCAGAAUGACAAAAUUGAACCAAAAUCAGAUUCGUACGUCGAUGUAGUUGAGUGUCUAAAAGAUCCUCUACUGUUGGCUAAGUUGACCUUUUUCAAAUCCGUUGCCGCUGAAGUAGAACCAUUUUUGCGCGAGUUCCAAACGGAUAAUCCCAUGGUGCCAUUUUUGUAUAACAAUUUGAGUCAAAUGGCUAGAAGUAUAUUGGGAAGAUUCAUGCAGAUCGAUCAGCUAAAGAACAUCACUCAGGUAACAAUAGAAGAGAUCAAUGAAGCCAAGAAUCAUUUACCAAUGAAAGAGAUUGUAUUGGGUUUUGAAACAAGAAAAGUUUUAAAAAACUCGUCAAAAUUGACCCAAAAACAAAUUCUGCAAUUUCGUCUGGAAUGCAAAGGAUUUUUGAAAGCACUGAUUCUAAAGCUUAUGAAGCGAUCGCCAUUGACGUAUCCUGUGACGAAAGCCGCAUCCUCUCUUGACCCUUCAGUCAUUGAUUCCGAUCAAAAAUUGGCUGGAAAACGAUUCGAAAAGCUUUUAACUAUAUUGAUGGAUUUUGGUCGUAUCAGUGGAGCUUCAGCAGACUUGGCACUGAAACAAUAUUUAAAAUUAGUUGGUAGCAACAAAAGCAACAAGUUUGCCUACUAUGAUCGGAAAAAUGAACGACUGGACCAUUUCUGGAAGGGAUUGCUAUCGGGGGAUGAGUUUAUGGAACUUUUUACCAUCGUAAAAAUGAUCUGCUGUCUCUCGCAUGGAAACGCCAACCUUGAGAGGGGCUUUUCCAUUAACGCUGAAUGUCUUUUUGAAAACAUGCGUGAGGAAUCGGUUGUUGCUAAGCGACAAAUUUAUGACGCUGUAUUUCACGCUGGAGAGAUAGCAUCAAUACAAAUUUCGAACCAGCUAAUUCAACGAGUUCGAAAUUCUCACUCCCUUUAUAUAGAAGACAAGGAACGCCGUAAGAAAGAAGAUCUUGCGUCAAAUGCGUCAAAGAUGAUGAAACGUCAACGAGAAGCAGAAGCGAAAUCUUUAGAGAUCAAACGGAGUAAAAUUUUGGAAAACGCACAGAAGGAAGCCGAAAGUUUGCAAGAAAAAAUCGCUUUGUUGAAAUCAACUGUUUUGUAAAACUCAUCCGAAUCAAAAUAAAUAAAAUUUUCUGCUGUAUUAGUAUUUAAGCAUCUUUCAUGAACUGCAUGAAUAAAUCAUGUUCUAUCUUUUACGCCGUUUCUCAGUCUUUGUAUAAUUCAAACAAAAAAAUACAAAAAACUCAUUUAUUGGAUUAUAUUCGCUCAUAAAUUUACUUGUUCUAGCCUUCAUAGAUACUUACUAGCUGUUAAAAAACAGAACUAAAAUAAAAAUUUUGAUCACUAGUCUAUAUCUGGAAUUUUUCUGGAAAAGUACUGGAAAAUCAGGGAAUAUCAGGGAAUUUUUUUUCGGAAUUUGAGUCGACACCCUGAUUUGUUAAGUGACAAAAUAAAAGUACAUUGAAGUAACGUUGUUUUUGUUUUUUUGCAGCAGGGAUUCACAUGCGUCGAUACGGUUAAAGAUGUUUUUUUGCCUCAACGUGUGUGGCACCCCCAUACAUCGAGCUUCUUUGUGAAUACAAGCUUCUUCAAAUGGUUAAUA